Ramularia collo-cygni is the source of this 603-nucleotide messenger RNA. RefSeq names its product probable vacuolar protein-sorting-associated protein 46. NCBI's taxonomy places the organism in Eukaryota, Fungi, Ascomycota, Dothideomycetes, Mycosphaerellales, Mycosphaerellaceae. Gene Ontology annotation, cellular component: multivesicular body; ESCRT III complex. Gene Ontology annotation, biological process: protein transport; endosome transport via multivesicular body sorting pathway; late endosome to vacuole transport. Bases 1 to 603 code for a protein of 200 amino acids. The transcript has 2 exons. The record is from RefSeq and is a predicted model, not a curated record.
AUGUCGGGACUGGAGAAGGCGCUGUUCAACCUCAAAUUCACAGCCAAGCAACUCAACCGACAAGCCGCCAAAGCCAGCAAAGAUGAGCAGGUGGAAAAGGCCAAGCUGAAAAAGGCCAUUUCCGCCAACCACACCGACAUUGCCAAAAUCUACGCCGGCAACGCGAUCCGCAAGAAGAAUGAGAAUCUGCAACUCCUGACGCUCGCGUCGCGCAUCGAUGCCGUGGCCUCGCGCGUGCAGACGGCCGUUACGAUGCGGCAGGUGACGGGUAGCAUGGGCAACGUGGUCAAGGGCAUGGAUCAGGCGAUGAAGAGCAUGGAUCUCGAGAAGAUUUCGGCCGUGAUGAACAAAUUCGAGAGUCAAUUCGAGGAUCUGGAUGUCGCGACGGGAUAUUACGAGAAUGCCACGAGUUCGGCGACGGCGACGGGCACGCCGCAGGAGGAUGUGGAUCGCUUGAUGAAUCAGGUGGCCGAUGAGGCCGGAGUGGAAUUGUCGCAGGAAAUGGCAGGUGCCACGCCCGCCAAGGGAAUCCAGGCCCCGGCGGCGGUGGAGGAGGAUCGGGAGGAUAAGCUGGGCGAGCGAUUACGGGCGCUGCGGAGUUGA